AUGUCCGCCAAAGAACGCGUAGGCGGCGUCGAAGUCCCUGCCAUCAUAGUUAAGUUCACCGACAAGGUGGCCCUCGAGAGUAUCGUGGUCAACGAAAUCGCCGACGCCGACGAGCUAAUCUCUUGCCAGCUCCCACAACAAGUAACUAGUCUCGCUGACCCGGCUGCAUUUCACUACUACCCCGGUCGACCCUAA
Molecule: messenger RNA, 195 nt
Organism: Penicillium canariense
Lineage: Eukaryota; Fungi; Ascomycota; Eurotiomycetes; Eurotiales; Aspergillaceae
Product: IF-2B-domain-containing protein
Exons: 2
Coding region: 1-195 (64 amino acids)
Source: RefSeq, a predicted model, not a curated record